This is a messenger RNA of Aedes albopictus (Asian tiger mosquito), 852 nucleotides long. RefSeq lists its product as uncharacterized. Lineage: Eukaryota; Metazoa; Arthropoda; Insecta; Diptera; Culicidae. The transcript has a single exon. The record is from RefSeq and is a predicted model, not a curated record. Gene Ontology annotation, biological process: DNA integration. Bases 1 to 852 code for a protein of 283 amino acids. Gene Ontology annotation, molecular function: nucleic acid binding.
AUGAUCGCCCACCCGGUCAAAUCCACCAAAUUCGAUUGCGUUCAAAAAGUGCUAGAUGAUGUUUUUGAAAAGGAAGGCUACCCAAAAGCUGUGAGGACCGACAAUGGACCUCCCUUUAACAGCUCCGAAUUUUCAGAAUUUUGCAAAAAACGGGAUAUUGCACUAUCCUUUUCGACACCUCUCUUCCCGCAGCAGAAUGGGCUUGCGGAAAGCUGUAUGAAAUUGGUGAAUAAAGCCAUGGCCACAGCAACUGCAAACAAUACCAAUUACAUCGACGAACUGAAGAGCGCAAUCAACGCCCACAACGCCGCUGAACACAGCGUGACAACCGUCCCACCCGAGGAAGUCAUGUACGGUCGGAGGAUUAAGCGAGGAUUACCCUUGAUUCAACGUGGCAAGUCAAACUUCUCCGAAGCACAGCUAGAACACAGGGACCGCGAGGAAAAAUUGGCAGGAAAACGUCGAGAAGACGAACGACGCGGGGCUCGAAAGUGCAGAGUUUCACCUGGGGACGAUGUAGUAAUUGAACGGCAAAAUCGCGUCAAAGGAGAGUCACGCUUUUCGCCCACAAGGUAUACAGUGGUCGAACAACGAAACGGAAGUUUGGUGCUCAAUACCAACGAGGGGAAAACAACAAAGCGGCAUGUGUCACAGACAAAGAAGGUUAAUCAGUGGCGAGAUUCACACAGCAAAGCAGCAACCAUCACUAACAGUAAAACAAAUUCAAACGACGAAAGUACCAGCGCAUACGCAACGGGUACACCGAGCGGUACACAAGUACACCGACCUUUACGCGACAAGAAAGCACCCGCUUUCCUGAGUGAUUACGUUCGGUUGAUUGACAAGGACUAG